AUGGCUCAACCCAGCAACUACUGGGAACACUAUGUGCCACCAUUUGCCAUCUUAAUUUUGACAGUUAUAGCCACAGAGUGCAUCAUUGGUAUCAUUGCAAAUGGGAUCAUCAUGGCUGUGAACAUGGUCUCUUGGGUUCAGAAAAAGGCAAUUUCCAUAAAUACUAGGAUUCUGCUUCUCCUGAGUAUAUCCAGAAUAGGCUUCCAAAGCAUCAUCUUGGUAGAAACAACCUUCUCCACAUUCAAAGGUUUUUUUUACAACACUGUUUCCUGUAUUAUCUUCAGAGUAAGUUUCGUUUUCUUUAAUUAUUGUGGCCUCUGGUUCGCUGCUUUGCUUAGUUUCUUCCACUUUGUGAAGAUUGCCAAUUUUUCUUACCCCCUAUUCCUCAAGCUAAAAUGGAGAAUUUCUGAAUUAAUGCCCUGGCUUCUGUGGCUCUCGGUGUUUAUUUCAUUCAGCUCCAGCAUGUUCUUCUGCAAGGACACCUACAUUGUGUAUAACAACAAUUCUGUAAGUUUCAACAUAUCCAACUUGACACUAAAAUGGUACCGCGUUGAGAUCAAUGUGGUCAGUGUUGCUUUUUUAUUCAGUUUGGGAAUCCUCCCUCCUCUGAUCAUGGACAUUGCAGCAGCCACUCUGCUGAUUUUCUCUCUCAGGAAACACACCCUGCACAUGAGAAACAGCGUCACCGGCUCCAGAGACCUCGGCACAGAGUCUCACAUGCGGGCCAUCAAAGAAACCAGCUGCUUUCUCUUACUCUAUAUCUCAAAUGCAGCUGCUCUGUUUGUGUACAUGUCCAACAUAGUCAACAGUUUCUUCUGGAGUAUUUUGCUUAGAAUCAUCCUGCCCUCCUACCCAGCUGGCCAUUCAGUUUUAUUGAUUCAAAACAACCCUGGAUUAAGAAGAGCCUGGAAGCCGCUUCAGUCUCAAAUGCAUCUGUACUUACAAAGUAGAUUCUGA
Peromyscus leucopus (white-footed mouse) is the source of this 957-nucleotide messenger RNA. Its product is annotated as taste receptor type 2 member 39-like. Gene Ontology annotation, cellular component: membrane. Gene Ontology annotation, molecular function: G protein-coupled receptor activity; bitter taste receptor activity. Gene Ontology annotation, biological process: sensory perception of taste; G protein-coupled receptor signaling pathway; detection of chemical stimulus involved in sensory perception of bitter taste. The record is from RefSeq and is a predicted model, not a curated record. NCBI's taxonomy places the organism in Eukaryota, Metazoa, Chordata, Mammalia, Rodentia, Cricetidae.